UAUGUCUAAGAAUCUAUAACUGAAUGAAUAGGCUAGUAAAAUCUAUAUGUAAGACAUUUUAAGAGAGUUUGGGUAAACUAUAAAUAUAAUCAAAAUAGCUAUUUCAAAGCAUUAGAGCAACAAGCAGAAUAUUUUGAUUAUAUUGAAGAAACCAUUAGUAGCUUAGAAUAUAAAUAAGUGAAAAAGGGGAACAUUGUAUUUCAUUGUGGAGAAAGAGGAGAUUAUUUCUAUAUGAUUUUAAAAGGGACAGUAUUAGUAUAUGUUCCAAAAAAGUAAGAUUUGUGAAUUAUAUAUUUUAAAGAGAUGAAGAAAUUUAGAAAUAAAAGUAAAUAAUGUUACAAAUGAAUCAAUGUAAAGAAGAUAUGGCAAAUACUAAAAAGAAAGAUGAUGCAAAAUAAUUGUAAAAACAGAUGUAAGAUCUAUAGAAUCAAUUAAAGGAAUACUAAGGCAUGGAAGAUAUUCUUUUAUUUCCUUUUAAAAGUCGUUAUUAUUAGAAACUUCCUAAUGGUUAAAUGAUUUGUUUAUAUAAAAAAGUAAAUACAAUGAAAGAUGGUGAUUGUUUUGGAGAAGUUUCAUUGUUUAGAAAUGAACCAAGAGCAGCUACUUUAAUUGCAUUAGAUACUUUACAUUUGGGAGCUUUGAAUAAAUCUAAUUAUUUAAGGAUUUUUGAAUCUAAAUUAGAGAAAUUGAAUUUCACUUUAGGAAUGCUUAGUAAAAUGUUUCCAUAAUCAUCUAAAGAAGUAGUUAUAUAAUUAAGUUUUGAUUUUCAAAGAAAAUUAUUUUCUAUAAAUUAGACUAUUUUUAAAUAAGGAGAUAUAGUUGAUGGAUUAUAUUUGAUAUUUUAAGGGAUAGUUGAAAUAAGUUCUGAUAAUGUGAGAGUUAAUUAAUUUAGUGAAUGUCAAUUUGUUGGAUUAUUUGAUUUAAAAAAUCCAGGUUUAAGACAAUAUACUGCUACUUCAGUAUCAUAUGAAACUAUUAUAUAUUUUUUACCUAAGAAAUAAUGUUCUGGAUUAGAUAGAUUUAUGAGAGAAAGAAUUAAUGAUUAUAGAAUUAGUAGUGAUGGAUUUAGAUAAGAUUGGGUUAAGAAAUGUCAUAAGAUGAUUGCAAAAUAAUAAUAAGAUACAAAUAAAGUUAUUUUAAAAGAUAUAAAUACAAAAGAAAUAUUAUAAAAAUGUAUUACAUAAAGAGAAUCAAAAACAACUUCAAAUACAAUAAGUAAAGAUAGAAUUAAUUAAAUUGUUGAAUAUAAUAAUCAUCAAUGUUCAUUAAAAGAGAAAUUAAAGAAUGUGAAAUUAUGUUUAUAAAUGAGAGAUUUUGAUAAAGAAAAAGAACUAGUAGAAAAAAUGAUGAAAUAAUAAUAUACUUAAUUACCAAGAUUGAGAGAAAGACCAAGAAAUCUAUUUGAAACAUAUACAAAUUUGAUGUCUAAAGUAUCAAGAUUAAGUUUAAGUCCAAACUUUUAGUCUCCUAACACUAGUGAUCAUAGUAUUAAGAAUAUACAUGUGGAGAAGAAAUUAUAAUAAAGAUUAAAAAAAAGUGAACAAAUAAUUAAUUAAAUUAUGGGAAUAUGA
Paramecium pentaurelia is the source of this 1571-nucleotide messenger RNA. Lineage: Eukaryota; Ciliophora; Oligohymenophorea; Peniculida; Parameciidae. The record is from the annotation of a GenBank genome assembly.